AUGGACGAAGUAAUGACAGCCGCAGAUGCCUCGGCAAGGUUUCGAUCGGCGUCAUCUCCGCCGUCCAUUUUCCCUUCCAACGUCCCUCUCCUCUCCGCUUUCCUUGCCUUCGCUCUCGCUCAGUUCCUCAAGCUCUUCACCACCUGGUUCAAGGAGAAGAGAUGGGAUACUAAAAGGAUGCUUGGGUCAGGUGGAAUGCCGUCUUCUCAUUCAGCAACCGUGACUGCUCUUGCAGUUGCCGUUGGUUUGCAGGAAGGAAUUGGAGGAUCAGCAUUUGCUGUUGCACUUGUUUUGGCAUGUGUUGUGAUGUAUGAUGCUACUGGAGUAAGACUCCAUGCUGGUCGCCAAGCUGAAUUACUCAAUCAAAUUGUAUGUGAGCUACCUCCUGAGCAUCCUGUCUCCAAUGUCCGACCCCUACGAGAUUCACUUGGUCACACACCCCUUCAGGUUCUUGCCGGGUCCAUAUUAGGAUGCAUUGUAGCAUUCCUCAUGAGAACUUCGAGUUAGGAUUCGACAUGGAAAAUCACAGUUACUGAUAAUAAUGUCGUGAGUGCUCAUGCUUAUGCCGAGAAGAAUCAGACCAGACGAUUUUGUGACGUUCAACCAGUGUGGAAGUUCUGGUAUUGUAAUGGCUUGGGAUUUUUGCCUUGUGGCUUAAGCAAUUGUAAAUUAUACUACCAUACUUCAUAGUUUCCCUACCCUCUCCUUUUAUUAAUCUGUAUAUUAUGUUCUAAGAUUAGGUAGUGAAAACUUUAUUAAAUUAAAUAUAUCAAAUUUUAUUUGUUGGGAUA
Messenger RNA from Theobroma umbraticum, 791 nucleotides. RefSeq lists its product as uncharacterized. The record is from RefSeq and is a predicted model, not a curated record. Lineage: Eukaryota; Viridiplantae; Streptophyta; Magnoliopsida; Malvales; Malvaceae.